UUCGAUUCCAAAACUAGACGAGACGGGUGAGAGAGCUUUGAGCGAAAAGGUAGAAGCAACAAUGAAAAUCACCAAGCUCGUGGCGAUCCUUGUCCUCCUGGCCGUCCUGUUCACGGGGAUCCUCGCCCAGCCAUCGGGCUAUUUCCCCAAGUGCUGCGACAACUGCAGGUCCUUCUCAGGGAUCGACGUCUGUGACGACGCCCAUCCUGAGUGCCCCAAGGGCUGCUUGCAGUGCCGCGUGGUGCAGACGAGCCCUACCAAGACGUUCAGGUGCGCCGACUACCGCGGAGACUCCGACGACACGUGCGGCCCGCCCUGCAAGAAAAACUGAUGGGUUAAGAUCAGAUCACGAAAUGUUUCGCCCAAAAUAAGAGCUCAGACGAGAUGAGCACGCCACCGUGUUUGUGUGUGCAUUUGCCCUGCGUUGUAUCAUCGCCGUGGUUUCAUCAUCACCAUUGUUGUUGUUUUCUGUUCAAGAGUAAGUUGUUGUUGAUCGCGUAUCAGUUGCCUGUUGUACCCGCCAUGAAAUAAGCUAUAAAUAUGACUAAAAAAAGUGUGUCUCUGCCUAA
Molecule: messenger RNA, 569 nt
Organism: Triticum dicoccoides
Lineage: Eukaryota; Viridiplantae; Streptophyta; Magnoliopsida; Poales; Poaceae
Exons: 2
Coding region: 62-331 (89 amino acids)
Cellular component (GO): extracellular region
Molecular function (GO): serine-type endopeptidase inhibitor activity
Source: RefSeq, a predicted model, not a curated record